AUGGCUACAUUACCAGAUAUUAUGCAAGCGAUUAAUUAUGGUCAUUCAUUAGAAGAAGGUUUACUUCUCCAAAUCCAUUUAAUAAUAAUGCAAGAAAUGCGAUUAAUACUCCAACAUUAUUUAUAG
Molecule: messenger RNA, 126 nt
Organism: Funneliformis geosporum
Lineage: Eukaryota; Fungi; Glomeromycota; Glomeromycetes; Glomerales; Glomeraceae
Source: the annotation of a GenBank genome assembly